CCCUGGUUUUCUCUCCCAGAAAACCAACUGUAUUGUGCUUUCAGCUAACCCUAGACCCUGUCCCCCUUUAUACCCCCCUCCAUUCCUCACCCACCAUCUCCUUCAUCAACAGAGAUGCCGAAUUUCACAUCUCUGUUUUCCUUUUACCUCUCAUCCUGUACAUUUCUACCGUUCUAGAACCAAAACCGUACCUGACCCUUUCUCUCUCUCUCUUCUCUCUCUCCUCUCUCUCUCUCUCAUCCUCUGUUUCCUCUGUUCUUCGUUUUUCCGUACUCAGGUACAGAUUACGGGUUUUCGACGACUUUUCCCCCCCUUUUUCUUAUCGGAAAAGUUCUGGCUCCGGUCUGGGAGGGUGAAUUUUCGAGUGUGAAUGGGGAUUGAGACGGCGCUGGCUAAUCGGAAAGGGAAGGAAUUCUGCGAAUUGCCGAAGGUGACGAAUUCCAAUAGCAAGACGAGGAAGAAUCGCCGGAGGUAUAAGAAGAUGUCGCCGGUGCAGAAGCUCUUUGAGAUGUGCAAGGAAGUCUUCACCGCCGGUGCCACCGGGGUUGUUCCCCCGCCGGAGGAUAUUCAACGGCUUCAGUCUGUUUUGGAUGUCAUGAAACCUGAAGAUGUUGGCUUGACUCCGGAGUUGCCCUAUUUCCGGGCAAAUGCAGGAAGCAGAACCCCAGCAAUUACUUACCUUCACCUCCAUGAGUGCGAAAAUUUCUCGAUGGGGAUAUUUUGCUUGCCGCCAUCAGGUGUCAUUCCGCUUCACAAUCACCCUGGAAUGACGGUUUUCAGCAAGCUCCUCUUUGGGACGAUGCACAUUAAGUCGUAUGACUGGGUGGUUGAUGUCCCCAGUAAUACAUCCGCCACCGUGAAUUCUUCUCAAGACACAACGACAUCUGAUGUUCGGUUGGCCAAAGUUAAGGUCGACUCCGACUUCACUGCGCCUUGCAAUGCAUCCAUCCUUUAUCCGGCCGACGGAGGCAACAUGCAUUGCUUUACGGCGGUGACAGCAUGCGCGGUGCUAGACGUUCUUGGUCCCCCUUACUCUGACCCAGAUGGUCGGCACUGCACAUACUACCAUGAUCGCCCAUUUUCAGAUUUUUCAGUUGAUGGAGUAGCAGUGCCUGAGGAGGAAAAGGAAAGUCAUGCAUGGCUUCAAGAGAGGGAGAUUCUACCCGAGGACCUAGCGGUAGUUGGAGCACCAUACAGAGGCCCAAAAAUAGUGAACUGAUGAUAAUAUAUCACACCUCUAUAUUAUCGUUUUUCCCCACCAUUAUAUCCAUGCAGUGACUGCUACCACCAUUUGGUGCAGUAGUCGAAGUUUUUUUAUUUUUUUGUCUUUAGUUUCUUUUUAUUUUUUUCUUUCUUUGUGGGACAUGUGCCGU
Morus notabilis is the source of this 1373-nucleotide messenger RNA. RefSeq names its product plant cysteine oxidase 2. Gene Ontology annotation, molecular function: oxidoreductase activity, acting on single donors with incorporation of molecular oxygen, incorporation of two atoms of oxygen. The transcript has 5 exons. The record is from RefSeq and is a predicted model, not a curated record. NCBI's taxonomy places the organism in Eukaryota, Viridiplantae, Streptophyta, Magnoliopsida, Rosales, Moraceae. Bases 371 to 1219 code for a protein of 282 amino acids.